AACGGCGGGGCGGCGAUGGCGGGCGCAGGGGAUUUAAAUGUGGGGCCAGAAAAAGAACGGGCUCUGUCAGUGAACGCCGCCGAAAUACGGCGAGAGCAGCUCAUCCGCCGCAGUUGUCGGCGGCCGCGUACACACAUCACGCCGACUGUCAGCCAGCUGUUGGGGCUGGCAAGGGGACGGCAAAACGCGGCGCCGAAACAACCUGUGCGUAGCCAAACCGUCUGCAGAUCGGCCCGAGUGUGACUUCCACUGAUGUGUUGUAGGGCUCUGCGUGCUGGCAAGGGGACACGGUGCUCUGACUGGAACAAGACUGCAUCGAAGAGGAGCUCGGACGGCAUGCAAAGUUGUGAAAUUUCGUCAGACAGCACUGAUGAUCCUCUUAGUAGCGACCUACGCACUCAUCGGCAGCCUCGAAUAGUAGUGAUUGGUGCUGGCUUGGCCGGCCUUGCUGCAACAAAGGUCCUACUGAAAAACGGCUUCACGGAUGUCACUGUUCUAGAGGCAUCAGACCACAUCGGCGGACGAGUUCACAGUGUUCAGCACGGAAAAGCAACUUUGGAGCUUGGAGCCACGUGGAUCCAUGGUGCCAACGGGAACCCAGUGUACCACCUGGCAGAGGACAACGGGCUGCUGGAGCACACCACGGAUGGGGAGAGGAGCGUGGGGCGCAUCAGCCUGUACACCAAGAAUGGUGUGGCUCACUACCAGACCAAUGUCGGGAAGAGGAUCCCCAAGGACCUGGUGGAGGAGUUCAGUGACCUGUACAACGAGGUGUACGAGCUGACUCAGGAGUUCUUCCAGAAUGGGAAGCCAGUUUGCGCUGAGAGCCAGAACAGCGUUGGUGUCUUUACAAGAGACGUGGUGCGCAAGAAGAUCAUGUUGGAUCCUGAUGAUUCUGAGAGCACCAAGAGGCUCAAACUGUCCAUGCUUCAACAGUACCUCAAGGUGGAGAGUUGUGAAAGCAGCUCUCCCAGUAUGGAUGAGGUGUCUCUGAGUGAGUUCGGUGAGUGGACAGAGAUCCCUGGUGCGCAUUAUGUCAUUCCUGAAGGUUUCAUGAAGAUCAUUGAGCUCCUUGCCCAGGACAUCCCCUCCCGCACCACCUGCCUUUGCAAACCGGUCCGCUGCAUCCACUGGAACUACUCAGCCCAGCAUCGGGAGGUGAUCGCGAAGAGGAGCGACACCAACCAGGACAACAACCACAAUGAAAACCACCACAGCUGCCAACCUCACCAGGACCCUCUGAUCCUGGGACACCCCAUUUGCGUGGAGUGCGAAGAUGAGGAGUGGAUCACGGCUGACCACGUGAUCGUGACAGCUUCUCUGGGAGUGCUGAAGCAGAACCAUGAAGCUAUGUUCUCCCCCUCUCUGCCUGAGGACAAGGUACUUGCCAUUGAGAAGCUUGGCAUCAGCACCACAGAUAAGAUAUUUUUAGAGUUUGAAGAACCCUUCUGGAGCCCCGAGUGCAACAGCAUCCAGUUUGUUUGGGAGGAUGAGGCUCAGCUCGAACAGUUGGUCUACCCCGAGGAGCUAUGGUACAAGAAGAUCUGCAGCUUUGACGUCCUCUACCCGCCCGAACGCUAUGGAUACAUGCUGAGCGGAUGGAUCUGUGGGCAGGAGGCGCUGUAUAUGGAGCAUUGCGAUGACGAAACAGUGGCUGAGACCUGCACUGAGCUGCUCAGGCGCUUCACAGGGAACCCUGACAUUCCAAAGCCCCGGCGUGUCCUGCGCUCCUCGUGGGGCAGUAACCCCUACAUCCGAGGCUCCUACUCCUUCACCAGGGUGGGCUCCAGUGGCGGGGACUGUGAGAGGCUGGCCAUGCCACUGCCUUACGCCAACAGCACCAAGGCUCCGCCUCUGCAGGUCCUGUUUGCUGGAGAGGCCACCCACAGAAAAUACUAUUCCACUACCCAUGGUGCUUUGCUGUCAGGACAGAGAGAAGCCACUCGCCUGAUAGAGAUGUACCAGGACUUGCACAGAGCUCAAACCACAAAGCCUAAUAUGUAAAAUAAAAGUACCUCUGACUAGUGAAAAAAAAACCAAUAUUAAACUGUUGGGUUUUAAUCUUUUUAUCUUGAUGAUGAAGUUAUACUUAAAAGCAUAGCUUGGGCAUUAUUACAUUGAUAACAAAUGAGUAUUGAUUCUAUUGUACUGUAGAUUCAAAUCAUGAUAAGUUUUAUUUGAGAUGUACUGUUCAACAGUUGCCAAUGGUGCUGUCAUUUCUUGUCUUUAUCAUUCUCUCAUUAUGUUGUUUUUUAAAUCGGUAAUUUAAUGUUUAUAACAGCAUCUGUAAUUUAACUUGUUUUUGUAAGUGCCUUCUGUACGUAACAUUAUGUUGUUUCAAAAAUAAUGGAAAUGCUAAAUAAAA
Messenger RNA from Xiphias gladius (swordfish), 2365 nucleotides. It is a transcript of the gene smox, whose product is annotated as spermine oxidase. Lineage: Eukaryota; Metazoa; Chordata; Actinopteri; Istiophoriformes; Xiphiidae. The coding region runs from base 253 to 2004 and encodes 583 amino acids. Gene Ontology annotation, molecular function: polyamine oxidase activity. The transcript has 7 exons. The record is from RefSeq and is a predicted model, not a curated record.